This is a messenger RNA of Solanum dulcamara, 15805 nucleotides long. Its product is annotated as auxin transport protein BIG. Gene Ontology annotation, cellular component: cytosol; plasmodesma. Gene Ontology annotation, molecular function: zinc ion binding. NCBI's taxonomy places the organism in Eukaryota, Viridiplantae, Streptophyta, Magnoliopsida, Solanales, Solanaceae. Gene Ontology annotation, biological process: auxin polar transport. The record is from RefSeq and is a predicted model, not a curated record. The coding region runs from base 206 to 15499 and encodes 5097 amino acids. The transcript is spliced from 14 exons.
AUUUUACUCCCCCAAGAAAUUGCCCAACUAGUGCUAAACCUUCAACAUUUCAAUCUAAAAUCUUUCACAGUAAGUUCACAUUUCAAUCUCAAACACUUUCCUUCAAUACUUCAAUCCCUAUUUCUUCUGUAAUCGCGAGAGCUCUCUGCUCUCCGAUCGACCAUACUGUAAUGUACUUGUAGAUUUCUCGUGAUAAAAAAGAGUUAUGGCUGAGAUCGCCAAGCUCGUCGAUGUUCUCUCAUCAGGCGAUGAUCUCUCUAGAAGACUUCGCGCUGAUUCUUCACUCAAUCUAGGGUUCCGGAAACUAUGUUCAAUUCUCCGGCAAGCAGUAGAACCCACCGCCGAUGAUGCCAACAAGUUAGGGCUUCAACUUUGGGAUCAGUCGGAGAUUCAAGCAGUAGCUUCCCUCGCACUUGCGCUUGUCAACUCCACUCGAUCUUUAUCAGUUGAGCGAGUUGAACCUGUAAUUGUGGCGGCUAUUCAGCUUUCUGUAGAGUUUGCCGUGUGUUAUCUGGAAAAAUGGAUUUGCAACAGUGAUGAUUCAAUGCUUCAGAGUCCUAUCCUGCAGCUAUUGGAAAUAGCACUAGUUGAUGAAUCAUACAAAGAGCUUGAUCUGUCACAGCCAUGCUCCUCUACUGUUAGCAUGGAUAUGUUGCCAAAAGCUGUAACUGAAGCUAGUGUUAGUAAAUGGCAGGACGAUACAAGAUGCAUGCUUCAAGGGGGGAGAUGCUCAAAGGAAGAGAAAACAACUGAUAGCCUUCUAAUGACAUUGGCUUCUGAAUGGAUGCACCCUGACAAUGUGGAUACAGCCACUAUUGGGCAGUCUGUUCCUUAUGAUCGUAAUAAAUUGAUCGAUUUGUCUCAGCAUUGGGCACUUGUACAUUUGGAGUGUGUUCAUCGUCUUGUUACUGUUUGCAAAAGCCUUUUAAGGCUUUCAGUUCCAUUUGAUGAGAAGUUUCCCUUUCCUAGUUUGAGGAAGAGAUUUUCGUUUUGUGUGAAAGUAUUCAAGUUACUGGGUAGUCUUACUAAAAAUAGCUCAUAUGCUCACUUUGAUCCCAAGUUAUUCCAAUCGGUUGCUUCAUUCACUGAGGUAUUGCCCACUCUGUUCAGGCUGGGUUUUGAUUUUGUAAGUGGAAAUCCUGCAGUUGAGAGUGGCUUCGAAAGUCAAUUAAUGCUGUUGCUUGAAGAGUUUAUUCAGCUUGUACAGGCAAUUUUCUGCAACACCUAUGUGUUUCAAAACAUUCAAGCAUGCAUUGCAGCUGCAAUGUUGGAUCAUUUGGAUCCUAACCUGUGGAAGUACAGCAAGAGUGCUGCUGCUAACCUGAAGCCUCCUUUGGCCUACUGCCCCCGUGUGGUUUCUUAUGUUCUCAAGCUAAUUUUAGAUGUGAGGAAUAGAACAUAUCAGCUAUUUGAGUACAAGGGCCUUGAUGGUGAAGGUGCAAGUGCCAGCCAACUGGUGGAGCCUCCUUCAUGUCAGGUUCACUCAGCUAAGGUCAACCUGCUGAAGAAGUACUCAGCGGAGGAACUCUUGAGAAUAAUAUUCUCACCAUCAGUUCAAUGGGUGGAUAAUCUAAUGCAUCUGGUAUUGUUCCUUCACUCUGAGGGUGUCAAAUUGAAGCCUAAAUUGGAGAGGUCAUGUUCCAGUGUCACCAAAACAUCUGUUACGUCUGAGUCUGAAAACACCAUUUGCCAUGAAGAUGAAGCCCUCUUUGGCGACCUUUUUUCUGAGGGUGGUCGUUCAGCAGGAUCUGUGGAUGGAUAUGAUCAACCUGCUGUUGCACCUAGUUCUAAUAUAAGCAACAUGCCCCUUCAGGCUGCUACUGAAUUGCUCAGCUUUUUGAAUGAUUGUAUUUUUUCACAUGAAUGGUGUGGUCCUGUAUACGAAGAUGGGUGCAGAAAAUUUACAAGCUACCACAUUGAUAUUUUGCUUUCUAUACUCAACUCCGAAGGAUGUGAUGUCGAAGAAAGAGGUCACGAUGAUGGGAUAGCUCUAAAUGACCAAAUAAAAGUUAGUCAUAGGCAUCUCGGUGAUAUUUGCCUUGAUCUGUUCCAUAAUCUCCUGUCGCGUCAUGCUUUGUCUGAUUUAGUUGGAGAAUCACUUGUUGAGAAAAUCCUGGUUAUUGAAAAUGGUGCUUUUGCUUACAAUGAUCUAACUCUUGGUUUACUUGCACAUGCUGUUGUGUGUCUGGUAGAUCAUGCUGGCAGUAACUUGAGGACCAAAAUUUACAAUAUAUUUGCUGAUUUUGUGCGUGAAAAGGCAAAAACUAUAUGUUCAAAGUGUCCUAACCUGAAGGAGUUUCUGGAGAUUCUUCCCUCGUUGUUUCAUAUUGAGAUACUGCUAAUGUGUUUUCACUUGUCUUCAGAAGAUGAGAAGGCUGUUCAGGCUAAUGUAGUAUUCUCUACUCUUGAAGCCGUUGCUGUUCCCUCCGAUGGUUUUGACAGUACACAGUUGUCAUGUUGGGCGCUAUUAAUUUCACGGUUGAUAGUAAUGCUUCGUCACAUGGUAUUUUAUCCCCUUGUUUGUCCGUCAUCCCUGCUUUUGGAGUUCAGGACCAAGCUGAGGGAAACUGCUUCUUCAAGAUUGAGGCCCCGUGUCAGUGGAAGCCAUGCUUCAUCUUGGGUCUCAAUUUUGUUUGAAGGUGUGGUAGGUGGUUUUAUUAAAGAAACACCUUUUUACAGUGCCUUGCUAAGUCAUCUGAUUGAUAUCACACCCCUUCCACCAUCUGCAUGUAGAGAUGAUCCAACAAUAGCAAGCCUAGGCUUGUCCUGGGAUGAGAUCCGUGCCUCUUUUUUCAGGAUACUGAGGUUCUGGGAUGGUAAAAAACCUGAAAAAGUGGAGGACCUGAUACUUGAAAGAUAUAUUUUUGUUCUUUGUUGGGAUCUACCCGUUUUGAAAUCCACAUCGGAACAUCUGCAUCUUUGGCUAACUAGUGCUGAAGUUCCUGAACUCUCAAAUGCUGAGCAUUUUGUUUACUUUAGCCAAUCACUUGUGGGUGAAAUGGGUAAAAUAAACUACAGACCCUUUUCUGUUGUGUUGCUGGAUUUGAUUCAUCGGUUGCAUGAUUUACACGUAUCAGAGGAUGUGAGAGAACUUGGAUGGGAUUUUCUAAGGGCUGGAUCUUGGUUAUCUCUGUCACUGUCAUUGCUUACUGCUGGUACCACUGGACACUGCUUGAAUAAGUCACUAGCUUCUGCUGUUCCUAUGUCACCAGAGCAGACAUCAAGAGAUGGUAGAUUUUGUGCCUUCAGUGAAGGAGUUAUUUCUACUUUAGUUGGUGCCAAUCAAGUUGAACAGCUGAUUAGAGUAUUGUCAUCUUUGCUGAAGAAAUACCUAGAAGUUUACCAGAGAGCUUUAAUUGUGACAAUUGACAAUGAUCAGCUUUUGGCCAAUCGACUUUCACCUGCAAUGUUAUUUGUGCACACUGGUUUUGACAAAUGCAAACAGGAUGAACUCCUUCAGAAGAUGGGUUCUGAUCCAUGCCAAUAUAAGCCUCUCUAUGGAACUUUGUCAAGUCUGGAUACGACUCUUGACAAAUUAUCUUUAGGAGGUCACUCUAAAGUUUUAUGGGAAUCUUCGUUGCAUGGAUUCCCCUGUCUUCUUCAAUCUCCAAGUGGGAUUCUGCUUUCAUCUAUCCUUAAUGUUGCCGGAGUUGUGAAUUGUAUAGAUGGGCUAAUGAAGGUCAUUGAUGCUGGAGGAAUUGCUUGCUUGGAGUCACAGGUCAUCUCCCAGAUUCUUGAAUUGGUCUGUAGGAUCAAGUGUGACAGAAUAUUUGAAGACCUUCAUGGAAAAUGUAGUGCUAUUUACCAACAGUUGACUGAAGGCUCUGGUGGUGUUGACUACAGUAGCUUAUUCAUAUUAAAACACAUGGAGGAGUUUUUAAGGUGUGUCAAUGAGAGAGAUGGUGCUGAUACUAGCGACAUUUAUGAGGUUCUUGUUGUCAAGGUAAUUGAUAUUGUUGAUAGCUUAAAAAGAGAGCCUUCCAGAAUUGGAGUUUUGAAAUAUUUCCUCUCUCUCGAGGACGUCUCUAAACAGAUUAAGGAUCUUUAUGGUACACAACGUGGUGAUUUGUUGGUUCUGGUUGAUGCUCUAGACAGAUGCAGCUCUGAGCAGGUCAAUACCAGGGUUCUCAACUUUUUUGUUGAUCUUUUAUCUGGAGAUUUGUUUGCACAUGUCAAAGAGAAGUUGCAGAAGAAGUUUCUUCAUAUGGACAUGGUUUACCUGUCAAAGUGGCUUGAAACCAGGCUUUUAGGAUCUGAAUCUAGUGGAGUUGCAGGUGCAAAAGGAGCUUCAGUUUCUCUAAGAGAAUCAACAAUGAAUUUCAUCACAUGCCUGCUGUCUCCUCCUUCUGAAAUCCUGUCUCAGGAACUACAUAAGCAUUUGGUGAAAUCGAUGCUGAUUUCACUUGAUAAGGCUUUUCUGCUAUUUGACUUUACCGUAGCCAAAUGUUAUUUUAAUUUUCUCGUUCAGCUUUCUGGAGGUGAAAAUUUAAUCAAGCAACUCAUGCAGCAGACGAUGUUGCUGACUGAGAAGCUGGCUGGUGAUGAGAAUAUGCUACAAGGGCUGAAAUAUCUCUUUGGUUUCCUGACAAGUGUCUUGAGCGAUUGCUGCUCUGCUAAGAGUGCCACUGAACGUUCUUUUGUGAAGUCUAUCUCUAACAGUAGUUCUGUGGUGGGGUCUGAACCUACUAGAUCUGUAGGCUCCAGGAAAAAUGCUGAUGCUUUAGUCCUUUCUGCCAGCCAAGGUGGGCCUGCAUCAAUUGAAUGUGAUGCAACUUCUGUUGAUGAAGAUGAGGAUGAUGGAACAUCUGAUGGUGAGAAUGGUAGCCUGGACAAGGAUGAUGAGGAUGAUAAUAACAGUGAAAGGGCCCUUGCUUCUAAAGUUUGUACAUUUACAUCUAGCGGUAGCAAUUUUAUGGAACAACAUUGGUACUUCUGCUACACAUGUGAUCUGACUGUGUCGAAAGGCUGUUGCUCUGUUUGUGCAAAAGUUUGUCACCGAGGUCAUCGUGUGGUUUAUUCGAGGUCCAGUCGCUUCUUCUGUGACUGUGGUGCAGGAGGUGUUCGUGGUAGCAGUUGUCAAUGUCUGAAACCUCGAAAAUUUGCUGGAAGCAACAAUACAGCCAGUCGUGGUGCUAGUAACUUCCAGUCUUUUCUGCCUUUCACAGAAAAUGGAGAUCAACUUCCUGACAGUGAUUCUGAUAUUGAUGAGGAUGUUUUGGUGGAAGCAGACAACUCUAUCAAGAUGUCUAUUCCAAAGGACCUUCAAGAUGGCAUGCCAAUCUUAUUAAAUGAACUUGAUCUUGAAAGUUGUGUUGUGAGACUUUGCUCUUCAUUUUUGCCUUCUAUUACAGGCCGGAGAGACUCUAGCCUUUCCAGAGAGAGGAAAAUGUCCCUGGGUGAUGAGAAAGUAUUGUAUAACAGUGUUGAUCUCUUGCAAUUGAAGAAAGCAUAUAAAAGUGGAUCGUUAGAUUUGAAGAUAAAGGCUGAUUAUUCAAAUGCCAAAGAACUUAAAUCCCACUUGGCUAGCGGUUCUCUUGUUAAAUCUUUACUCAGUGUUAGCACACGAGGUCGGCUUGCUGUUGGAGAAGGUGACAAGGUGGCCAUAUUUGAUGUUGGACAGCUUAUUGGUCAAGCUACUGUUGCUCCUGUGACUGCAGACAAGACCAAUGUGAAGCCUCUUUCUAAGAAUGUUGUCCGUUUUGAAAUUGUAAAUCUCAUUUUCAAUCCUCUUGUAGAAAAUUACCUUGCAGUGGCUGGCUAUGAAGAUUGCCAGGUUCUAACGGUAAAUCAUCGAGGUGAGGUGAGUGAUCGUUUAGCCAUUGAACUCGCUCUACAAGGUGCUUAUAUCAAACAUGUAGACUGGGUCCCUGGAUCUCAAGUUCAGUUAAUGGUGGUCACCAACAAAUUUGUCAAAAUAUAUGAUUUAUCCCUUGACAACAUUAGUCCUGUGCACUAUUUCACUUUGCCUGAUGACAUGAUUAUGGAUGCUGCACUUAUUAUGGCUUCACAGGGUAGGAUGUUUCUGAUUGUCCUUUCAGAACAUGGUAGCUUGUACAGGUUGGAGUUGUCAACAAAAGGGAAUGUUGGGGCCAAGCCUUUGAAGGAAAUCCUGCAAAUCGAGGGUAAAGAGAGACAUGCAAAAGGUUCUUCCUUAUAUUUUUCGCUAAUGCAUCGGUUACUCUUUUUGUCCUUUCAAGAUGGGACCACCUUGGUUGGCCGAGUAAAUCCAGAUGCGACUUCCCUAGUAGAAGUCUCUGCCAUAUUGGAGAAUGAAACAGAUGGUAAACUUCGGCCAGCAGGAUUGCACCGGUGGAGAGAUUUAUUUGGUGGCAGUGCCUUGCUUGGUUGCUUCUCAAGUUUGAACUCAAAUGCCGCAUGUGCUGUCUCAUUUGGUGAACAUGAAGUAUUCGUACAGAACUUGCGACAUUCAGUGGGUUCAGCAUCUCCUGUUGUAGGGGUUGCUGCUUAUAAGCCUUUGUCAAAAGACAAAAUCCACUGUCUUGUGUUACAUGAAGACGGAAGCCUUCAGAUAUACUCACAUGUUCCAGCUGGUGUCGACUCUGGUGUCAGUGCUAUCAGUGAUAAGGUCAAGAAGCUUGGCCCUGGGAUCCUCAACAAUAAGGCUUAUGGGGGUGCAAAACCAGAAUUUCCACUUGAUUUUUUUGAGAGAGCUGCAUGUAUAACGCAAGAUGUGAAGCUGAGUAGUGAUGCUAUAAGGAAUGGUGAUUCUGAAGUAGCUAAACAAACCCUGGCUUCUGAAGAUGGAUUUUUAGAGAGUCCUAGCCCUGGAGGAUUCAAGAUAACUGUUUCCAAUUCGAAUCCUGACCUUGUCAUGGUCGGUGUGCGAUUGCAUGUUGGUAACACAUCAGCCAAUCACAUACCUUCUGAGAUAACUGUAUUUCAGAGAGGGAUAAAAUUAGAUGAGGGAAUGCGUUCUUGGUAUGAUGUUCCGUUUACAGUCGCUGAGUCACUCCUUGCUGAUGAAGAAUUUACCAUAUCUGUUGGGCCAACAUUUAGUGGAUCUGCUUUACCCCGCAUAGAUUCCUUAGAAAUAUAUGGCCGAGCUAAGGAUGAAUUUGGGUGGAAAGAGAAGAUGGAUGCUGUUCUUGACAUGGAGGCUCGUGUACUUGGUUGUAAUUCGUGGCCUGCUGGUUCUAGGAGGAAGUGUCGUGCAACACAGUCUGCAUCACUGGAGGAACAGGUUGUGGCUGCUGGACUGAAGCUCUUAUCAAGAAUGUACUCUUUGUGCAAACCAGAAGGUUGCUCAAAAGUUGAGGAAGUUAAGGGGGAGCUGAGCAAAUUGAAGUGUAAACCAUUGUUAGAAACAGUAUUUGAAAGUGACAGAGAGCCUUUGUUGCAGGCAGCUGCCAAUCGUGUCCUGCAGGCUGUCUUCCCAAAGAGGGAGAUAUAUUACCAAGUUAAGGAUGCCAUCCGACUUGCUGGAGUUGUGAAAUCUACCGCCAUACUCUCAUUAAAACUUGGCAUGGAUGGGACCACUGCUGGGUGGAUUGUGGAGGAAUUUACUGCACAGAUGCGUGUGGUUUCCAAGAUUGCACUGCAUCGUCGCUCAAACUUUGCAUCUUUUCUUGAGAUGAAUGGUUCUGAAGUUGUUGAUGGACUUAUGCAAGUCCUUUGGGGAAUUCUAGACAUAGAACAACCUAACACACAGACCAUGAACAAUAUUGUUGUGUCGUCUGUUGAACUUAUUUACUGCUAUGCUGAGUGUUUAGCAUUGCAUGGCAAAGAUGGUGGAAGGUCUUCUGUUGCACCUGCUGUUUCAUUGUUUAAAAAACUGCUGUUCUCUGCCAAUGAGGCUGUUCAAACAUCCAGCAGCUUGGCUAUAUCGUCAAGAUUCCUUCAAGUUCCGUUCCCCAAGCAAACAAUGAUAGGUACUGAUGACACGGAGAACUCAUCCUCUGUUCCUUCGCGAGUGGAUGCUUCCGCUGGAGCUAGUGGAAGUACUCAAGUCAUGGUUGAAGAAGACUCCAUUACAUCAUCUGUUCAAUAUUGUUGCGAUGGUUGCUCUACUGUUCCUAUCCUAAGGCGAAGAUGGCACUGCACUGUGUGCCCAGAUUUUGAUUUGUGUGAGGCAUGUUAUGAAGUGCUAGAUGCAGACCGUCUCCCACUACCACAUUCUAGAGAUCACUCUAUGACAGCUAUUCCAAUUGAAGUGGAAACAUUUGGUGGGGAGGGAAGUGAAAUUCAUUUCACUACUGAUGAUUUAAGUGAUUCAGGUUUGUUGACAGUUGCAUCUGAUGUUGGCGUGCAGAGUUCUGCUCCAUCAAUCCACGAGUUGGAACCAAAUGAAUCGGAAGAGUUUUCAGCUUCUAUAGUUGAUCCUGUUACUAUUUCUGCUUCCAAAAGAGUUGUUAACUCUCUCCUCCUUUCUGAACUACUUGAGCAAUUGAAAGGAUGGAUGGAAACUACUUCAGGAACUGGGGCCAUUCCAGUUAUGCAGCUCUUCUACAGAUUGUCUUCAGCUGUUGGUGGACCCUUUGCUGACAGUUCAGAACCUGAAAGCAUAGGAUUGGAGAAUCUGAUAAAAUGGUUUUUGGAUGAGAUAAAUCUAAAUAAACCUUUCAUAGCCAGAAGCCGCACUCCUUUUGGGGAAGUUUCAAUCCUGGUAUAUAUGUUCUUUACCUUAAUGCUGAGAAACUGGCACCAACCGGGAACCGAUGGUUCUGCAACUAAAUCUAGUGGUGUGACUGAAGUGCAUGACAAAACUGCCUUACAUAUCUCAACUCCCACUUGUGUUGCUGCUUCAUCUACCUUAGAUGGUCAAGAGAAAAUAGACUUCAUCUCUCAUUUACUUCGUGCUUGUGGCAAUCUUAGGCAGCAAGCAUUUGUCAACUAUCUGAUGAACAUUCUGCAGGAGCUAACUCAAGUUUUUAAAUCUCCAUCUGUUAGCACAGAUCCAUCUUCUGGGUUGAACACCACUUCUGGUUGUGGUGCUUUGUUGACAAUCCGCAGGGAAGUGCCUGCAGGUAACUUCUCUCCAUUCUUUUCAGACUCGUAUGCAAAAUCACACCGAGCAGACAUAUUUGUGGACUACCAUCGUCUGUUGUUGGAGAACACUUUCCGUCUGCUCUACAGCUUGAUACGACCAGAGAAACACGACAAGGCUGGAGAGAAAGAGAAGCUCUACAAAAUGCCUUCUGGUAAAGAUUUGAAGCUAGAUGGAUAUCAGGAUGUUCUUUGCAGCUAUAUCAACAAUCCUAACACCAGUUAUGUUAGAAGGUACGCUAGGAGGCUUUUUCUGCAUCUCUGUGGUAGUAAGACACACUACUACAGUGUUCGAGACUCUUGGCAGUUCUCAACUGAAGUUAAAAAGCUCUAUAAACACAUUAAUAAAUCUGGUGGAUUUCAAAGUUCAAUCUCGUACGAGAGAAGUGUGAAGAUAGUAAGGUGCCUAACAACCAUGGCUGAAGUGGCUGCAGCUCGUCCUCGAAAUUGGCAAAAGUAUUGUUUAAGGCAUGAUGAUGUUCUUCCUUUCCUUUUGAAUGGAAUAUUUUAUUUCGGGGAGGAGUGUGUAAUUCAGACGUUGAAGCUUCUGAAUCUGGCCUUCUAUACUGGUAAGGAUAGCAACCACUCAUCACAGAAGCCUGAGGUAGCGGAAGCUGGAACAGCCGCAAUUAAAGUGGGGUCACAAGCCCCUGAAUCUAAAAAGAAGAAGAAAGGAGAAGAGAGUGAUUCUGGUGUUGAAAAAACUCAGUUGGAUAUGGAAGCAGUCGUUGAUGUUUUCAGUGGAAAAGGUGAUGUCUUGAGGCAAUUUAUUGACUGCUUUCUAUUGGAAUGGAAUUCAAGCUCCGUGCGCUCAGAAUCCAAAUCAGUUCUCCUCGGUGUCUGGUACCAUGGGAAUCUGGCAUUCAAGGAAAUAUUGUUGACUGCUCUUUUGCAGAAGGUAAAUUUUUUGCCAAUGUAUGGGCAGAACAUCGUUGAAUUGACAGAACUUGUUACAUUAUUGUUGGGGAAGGUCCCCGAUCAUGGUGUGAAGCAACAGAGUGCUGAAGUUGUUGACAAAUGCUUGACCACUGAUGUGAUUAGUUGCAUAUUUGACACUCUCCAUUCACAGAAUGAGCUUUUGGCUAACCAUCCAAACUCUCGAAUAUACAACACUUUGAGUGGUUUGGUGGAAUUUGAUGGUUACUACCUUGAGAGUGAGCCUUGUGUAGCCUGCAGCUCCCCUGAGGUUCCCUCUAGUAGGAUGAAGCUUGAAAGUUUGAAGUCAGAAACAAAGUUUACAGACAACCGCAUCAUUGUGAAAUGUACUGGUAGCUACACCAUUCAGAGUGUGGCCAUGAAUGUUCAUGAUGCUCGGAAAUCCAAGUCAGUGAAAGUUCUGAACCUUUAUUACAAUAACAGGCCAGUGGCUGACUUGUCAGAGUUGAAAAACAAUUGGUCCCUUUGGAAGCGUGCAAAAAGCUGCCAUCUUGCUUUUAAUCAGACUGAGCUGAAAGUUGAUUUUGCCAUCCCAAUUACAGCAUGUAAUUUCAUGAUUGAAUUGGAUUCUUUUUAUGAAAAUCUUCAAGCUUUGUCCCUCGAGCCAUUGCAAUGUCCCCGUUGCAGUCGGGCUGUGACUGAUAAGCACGGCAUUUGCAAUAAUUGUCAUGAGAAUGCCUAUCAAUGCAGACAGUGCCGGAACAUCAAUUAUGAAAAUCUUGAUUCCUUCUUAUGCAAUGAGUGUGGAUACAGCAAAUAUGGUCGGUUUGAAUUUAAUUUUAUGGCAAAGCCAAGUUUCACUUUUGAUAGCAUGGAAAAUGAUGAAGACAUGAAGAGGGGAUUGGCUGCAAUAGAGGCAGAGUCGGAAAAUGCUCAUCGUAGAUAUCAGCAGCUUUUAGGAUUCAAAAAACCUUUGCUGAAGAUUGUGUCUAGUGUUGGUGAAAAUGAGAUGGACUCUCAGCAGAAAGAUUCAGUUCAGCAAAUGAUGGUCUCUUUGCCUGGACCUUCAUGCAAGAUAAACCGUAAAAUUGCUCUUCUGGGUGUCCUUUAUGGUGAGAAAUGCAAAGCAGCAUUUGAUUCUGUCAGUAAGAGUGUUCAAACUCUCCAAGGUUUGAGGCGGGUUUUGAUGAAUUAUCUGCAUCAGAAACAAUCAGAUAAUGCUAGUCCAGCCACUAGAUUUGUUGUUUCAAGGGUACCGAAUAGCUGCUAUGGCUGUGCUUCAACUUUUGUCACCCAAUGUUUGGAGAUUUUACAGGUGCUAUCAAAACAUCCAGCAUCCAAGAAGCAACUUGUUGCUGCUGGUGUUCUGUCUGAGCUGUUCGAAAAUAACAUCCAUCAGGGCCCUAAAACAGCUCGUGUCCAAGCUAGAGGAGCUCUUUGUGCCUUCUCUGAGGGUGACACUAAUGCAGUAGCUGAGUUGAACAGUCUAAUACAGAAGAAGGUAAUGUAUUGCCUUGAACAUCAUCGCUCCAUGGACAUCGCGUUGGCUACACGUGAGGAGUUGUCGCUGCUUUCUGAUGUGUGUUCAUUGUCGGAUGAAUUCUGGGAAUCAAGAUUAAGAGUUGUUUUCCAGUUGUUAUUUGCAUCUAUCAAGGUGGGAGCUAAACAUCCUGCAAUAUCUGAGCAUGUGAUUCUUCCUUGCCUGAGGAUCAUAUCUCAGGCUUGUACUCCUCCAAAGCCUAACGUUGUUGACAAAGAACAAGGAGCAGGAAAAUCUUCUCAUGUCACGCAAGUGAAAGAUGACAGUUCAAAUGUUUCUGGAUCUAAUAGCCUUGUUAGUGGGAGUAAGUCAAUGUCAGGAUCGUCAGAGAAAAGUUGGAAUGGCUCUCAGAAGGCUCAAGAUAUACAACUAUUGAGCUAUUCAGAGUGGGAAAAAGGAGCCUCCUAUCUAGAUUUUGUGAGACGACAGUAUAAGGUUUCUCCGGCUGGGAAAAGUGGUCAAAGAUCUCGUCUUCAGAGGCAUGACUAUCUUGCGCUGAAAUAUCUUCUCAGGUGGAAGCGACGUGCUUCAAAAACAGAUAGAAAUGAGAUAUCAUCAUUUGAGCUGGGUUCAUGGGUUACAGAACUCAUACUGAGUGCUUGUUCACAGUCUAUUAGGUCUGAGAUGUGUAUGUUGGUUAGCUUACUCUGUGGCCAGAGUUCAUCACGACGGUUUCGCUUGCUAAACUUGCUCAUGUCUUUGUUAUCGGCAACCCUUUCUGCCGGAGAAAAUGCUGCUGAGUACUUCGAACUGCUGUUUAAAAUGAUAGACUCGGAGGAUGCUCGUCUUUUCUUGACUGUGCGUGGUUGUUUGACAACAAUAUGUAAGUUGAUCACUCAGGAACUGGUUAAUGUUGAAAAAUUGGAGAGGAGCCUGCAUGUUGACAUAUCUCAGGGCUUUAUUCUUCAUAAACUUAUCGAGCUCCUUGGCAAGUUUUUGGAGGUUCCAAAUAUCAGAUCCAGAUUCAUGAGGGAGCAUUUGCUUUCAGAGGUUCUUGAGGCUUUAAUUGUGAUUAGGGGGUUGGUCGUGCAGAAGACAAAACUUAUAAAUGACUGUAAUAGACUUCUCAAAGAUCUUCUUGAUAGUCUUCUGCUAGAGAGUAAUGAAAAUAAACGUCAGUUCAUCCAAGCAUGCAUCUCUGGUCUUCAAAUUCAUGGAGAUGAGAAUAGAGGCCGAACUUCUUUGUUCAUCUUGGAGCAACUCUGCAAUCUGAUUAGCCCAUCCAAACCAGAGCCGGUGUAUCUUCUGAUAUUGAACAAGGCUCAUACACAGGAAGAAUUUAUCAGGGGAUCGAUGACGAAGAAUCCAUAUUCAAGUGCUGAAAUUGGUCCCUUGAUGCGUGAUGUCAAAAAUAAAAUCUGCCAGCAACUUGAUCUCUUGGGUCUUCUUGAAGAUGAUUAUGGCAUGGAAUUGUUGGUCGCUGGGAAUAUUAUCUCUCUUGAUUUGAGUAUUGCUCAAGUCUUUGAGCUAGUAUGGAAGAAAUCCAAUAGUCAGUCUGCAAGUGUAGUUGCCUCAACAACUUCACUUUCUUCCAGUGCUGCUGCAUCUGUUCGAGAUUGUCCUCCAAUGACAGUGACGUAUCGACUGCAGGGCUUAGAUGGUGAAGCUACUGAGCCCAUGAUUAAAGAAAUUGAUGAGGAUAGAGAGGAGACCCAAGAUCCAGAAGUGGAGUUUGCGAUAGCUGGUGCAGUGCGGGAUUGUGGUGGACUGGAAAUUCUUUUAGGCAUGGUUCAGCGUUUGCAAGAUGAUUUCAAGUCCAAUCGAGAGCAGCUAGUUGCGGUGCUUAAUUUGCUCAUGCUUUGUUGCAAGAUAAGAGAAAACAGAAAAGCAUUGCUAAAGCUGGGAGCUUUAGGCUUACUUCUUGAGACUGCUAGGCGUGCUUUCUUUGUGGAUGCCAUGGAACCAGCUGAGGGUAUUCUUUUGAUUGUGGAGAGCUUAACACUAGAAGCAAAUGAGAGUGAUAACAUCAGCAUUACUUCUGAUGUAGAUGUAAUCUCCAGUGAUGAAGCAGGUGCUGGUGAACAGGCAAAGAAAAUUGUACUACUUUUCCUUGAAAGAUUGUCUCAUCCAUCUGGACUUAGAAAGUCAAAUAAGCAGCAGAGGAACACUGAGAUGGUUGCAAGAAUAUUACCUUACUUGACUUACGGGGAACCUGCAGCAAUGGAAGCUCUUGUACAGCAUUUUGAACCUUGUUUACAGAAUUGGCGCGAAUUUGAUAGGUUGCAAAAACUUUAUGAAGACAAUAUGAAAGAUGAAACAAUUGCAAAGCAAGCCUCAACGCAGAAAUACACCCUAGAGAAUUUUGUUAGGGUUUCAGAAUCCCUCAAGACAAGUUCCUGUGGUGAGAGGUUGAAAGAUAUUAUACUGGAAAAAGGGAUUACUGGGGCUGCAGUCAGCCAUCUAAAAGAGAGCUUUGCUUUCACUGGACAGGUUGGUUUCAAAUCAACUGUGGAGUGGGCCUCAGGUUUAAAGCUUCCAUCUGUUCCUCUUAUUUUAUCCAUGCUGAGGGGUUUGUCAAUGGGCCAUUUGGCGACUCAAAAGUGCAUAGAUGAAGGAGGAAUCUUGCCAUUGCUUCAUGCUUUAGAAGGCGUCGCUGGUCAAAAUGAGAUUGGAGCCAGGGCUGAAAACUUGUUGGACACGCUGUCUGAUAAGGAGGGAAAAGGUGAUGGGUACUUGGCUCAGAAAGUUCACCAACUACGUCAUGCGACAAAGGAUGAGAUGAGGCGACGAGCAUUGAGGAAGAGAGCAGAAUUGCUGCAGGGACUCGGUAUGCACCAAGAACUGUCCUCAGAUGGUGGUGAACGUAUUGUUGUUGCUCGGCCUGUCUUGGAAGGUUUGGAAGAUGUUGAGGAUGAGGAAGAGGAAGGCUUGGCUUGCAUGGUUUGUCGUGAAGGCUACCGCUUGCGCCCUACAGACUUGCUUGGUGUUUACACUUACAGUAAACGGGUUAAUCUUGGUGUUGGAAGCCCUGGAAAUUCUCGUGGGGACUGUGUUUACACAACGGUCAGCCAUUUCAACAUCAUACAUUUUCAGUGCCAUCAGGAGGCUAAACGAGCAGAUGCAGCCUUAAGGGCUCCUAAAAAAGAAUGGGAUGGAGCAGCACUAAGAAACAACGAGACACUAUGCAAUAAUCUUUUCCCACUGAGAGGUCCAUCGGUACCAAUAGGCCAAUAUAUACGCUAUGUUGACCAAUACUGGGAUUACCUGAAUGCUCUUGGGCGUGCUGAUGGAAGUCGGCUCCGGUUGUUAACUUACGACAUUGUUUUGAUGCUUGCUCGAUUUGCCACUGGUGCUUUAUUUAGUGCAGAUUGCAGGGGUGGUGGAAAAGACAGUAAUGCUCGAUUUUUGCCUUUCAUGAUUCAGAUGGCUCGUCACCUUCUUGAUCAUGAUUCUUCUCAGCGGCAUAUCAUGAUUAAGUCCAUCUCUACCUAUUUAAGUUCUCCCGCAUCAGAAUCCAGAGCCUCGACUACCGCUGGAACUCAGACUUCUGCUGGUACAGAGGAGACUGUCCAGUUCAUGAUGGUUAGCUCACUUCUUUCAGAAUCCUAUGAGUCAUGGCUACAGAAUCGCUCUUCCUUUUUACAACGAGGUAUAUACCAUGCAUAUAUCCAGCGAACUCAUGGUAGGCCUGUGCCUCGCUCUUCCCCCAAUAUGCCUGGAGCUUUGGAAACGGAGUCAGGAAGCACAAGUACAUCUGCUUCUGAGGCUGGGAGAUCAAUUGAGUUAUUUUCAACUAUUCAACCAAUGCUUGUCUACACUGGUUUGAUAGAACAGCUGCAGGGCUUCUUCAAGGUAAAAAAACCAUCUAGUGCGAGAAGCCAAGGGGCUUCCAAGAAUGUGGAAGAUGAUGACGAGGGCAGAAAGUUAGAAGGCUGGGAGGUAGUCAUGAAAGAGAGACUAUUAAAUGUGAGGGAAAUGGCGGAUUUCUCGUCUGAACUGUUAUCGUGGCUUGAUGACAUGACAUCUGCAACGGAUUUCCAGGAGGCAUUUGAUGUUCUUGGUGUUUUGAGCGAUGUGCUUUCUGGGUUUAGCCGAUGUGAGGAUUAUAUACAUGCUGCAAUCAGUGGUGGGAAAAACUGAUCUCUAUCGGAGGUGUUUUUGUGAUGUGCUUUCUGGGUUCAGUCAAUUUGAGGAUUAUUUACAUGGUUUUCUCAGUAGUGGGACAAAUUGAGGAUUUGUAGAAGGCUCACUUUGGUUCAAUAUUGUAUUCCCUAGUCUUCUUACUUCGGUGUAUGUGAAAUAUUCUUUUGUAGGUGCGUCUCUUAUUACCUUGUUACACGAGUUGCUCGUAUAAUGUAAUUGGAAUGAUUUUGUGAGUGAACCCUAGAAGAGCCUUCGAAAUUUGUUUCCCAAAGCGAUCUUCAAUUAAUACCUUGUUUUUGCUUA